UAUUGUUGUAAUUUUUAUUUGUGGCCAAUUUAUUCAAAAAAGAUAAGACACCCACCACACAUUUACUACCAUUACCACUGCACACCACACAGCUUCUUUCCCUUCCCUCAUUUGAAUUUGGCACCAAUCUUAGCAUUUAAAAAAAAUAAAAAAAAAUAAAAAAAUUUGACACCAAUUAGCCUUCUAAUGACCGCCAUGGGCACGGCUUCCGUCAUCCAUAACGGCGUCCACAUCCAUCUGAAGCUCAAUUCCCGACGGCCUAGGCUUUCAUUGCCAUAUCCAUCCCCAAAUUGGAGUAGGCCCCACUUCUUUCACCAUCACAUCGUUUCCGUCCGUACAGGUGGCCAAUCUGCGCCGAUUGCACGGUCUAGAGCAAUUGAGCAGGACGAUGAUUUAUCCACCUCAGAAGAAAAGAGGGGCGAUUCUACACCACGUGAUGGCAUUAGUAAAGUGGAAAGCUCUCCUGAUGAAGCUCCGAAGAAAAUUAAGGGACCCGAAACAUAUGCUGCUUCAGUAAGAACUGUAGCCUUGUGGGUUUUUGCCGCGGUUGCAUUUGGCAUUGGUGUAGGAUUUAAAGAAGGAGUUGACAAGGCAACGGAAUUCUUUGCUGGGUAUUUACUGGAACAAAGCUUGUUAGUAGACAAUCUGUUUGUCUUUGUUCUAGUUUUCAAGUACUUCAAGGUGCCACUUAUGUAUCAGAAUCGGGUACUUUCAUAUGGUAUUGCCGGAGCAGUGGUCUUUCGUUUGACAUUAAUUCUCCUUGGAACAGCUACACUUCAGAAGUUUGAAGUGGUAAAUCUUUUCCUGGCCGCAAUACUCCUUUACUCAUCUUUCAAGCUAUUUUCCAGUGGGGAAGAUGACACUGAUCUAUCCAACAAUUUUAUUGUGAAGACAUGCCAGAGAUUCAUCCCAGUCACAUCUAAUUAUGGUGGGAAUCGAUUCUUUACAUUUCAAGAUGGUGUCCGGAAGGCCACACCUUUACUUCUCACAGUAGCAGUUAUUGAGCUCAGUGACAUAGCAUUUGCUGUCGACUCUAUACCGGCAGUUUUCUGCGUUACUCGGGAUCCUUUUAUAGUUUUCAGUUCUAAUCUUUUUGCCAUCGUUGGUUUAAGGUCGCUUUACACACUUAUUUCUCAGGGUAUGUCAGACUUGGAGUAUUUACAGCCAUCAAUUGCUGUUGUUCUGGGCUUUAUCGGGUGUAAGAUGAUCCUGGAUUUUUUUGGGUUCCAUGUAUCAACCGAGGUGUCUCUUGGCCUUGUAGCUACAGGUCUUAGUGCUGGGGUGCUGUUAAGUCUAAUGAAGAAGUCUGACUAGUUUAAGGAAACCAUUCAAGCUCAGGGCAGGUGAAAAAAUCUGAACUUUUUUUAUUUUUAUUCUCGCUUGAACUAUUUUUCUUUAGUUCUUCGUUUUUAUUAUAUUUUUGGCAUUUAAUCUUGCCUUUUUUCUAUCAACAAUUGUUGUUAACAGUUAUGCAAUAACAACCAUUCAAAUUCAGUAAAAAGAAAAUUUUCAGAUAACUCUUUCGGCACAAAAUGUGUACUGAGAAACCAUCAACAAGAGGGGAAAACGCAGUUUGAGUUGAAAGUCAAUGUCGGAUAUAACCAGAAAAUGGUGGCGAUUAUAUAAUACACGUAUCAGAAACCACUAGCAGAAACUUUGUGGACGAGAAAGUGAUUUGCCUUUCUUAUUCUUCUUCCCUAUGGUCUGUGAUUCAUGAACUCACGCAUGAGAUGUGAAUGCUUUUGUUAUAGUAAUAGUGAGAAAAGCAAUGGCGGAAAUCUUGCAAGGUUGAAGGAAGAAGAUUUUUCUUUCGUGGUCAUGUCCCGCAAAGCGUUUGGCCAUGAAUUAUGUGAAGAGUUAAGUUUCUCUUAGUCCAACAACGAUAGACCGGCAAAGGCGUCGCAAUUUCAUCAACGAUGAGAUCUAUGUUUGGGUAAAUCAUGUAAGUAGCAGCUUUCUUUUGGUUGUAAUGAGAAGCAGAUGGAUGGAAUAAUUCAAUUUUGUAGCUUAAAGUAUACAGAUGUCAUUUACUCGUAUUAUAAUGUGAAUCAGUAACACAAUUUGGUGGCAUGAUGUUCAUAUUCAACUAGUUCAGGCGCAAGCAAAACCUAAAGAAUUUCUUUCCUCAACUAUUUGUACUGUAUCUGAAAUGAACUUUGGCUAUUCCCAUUCCUCAA
Molecule: messenger RNA, 2177 nt
Organism: Pyrus x bretschneideri (Chinese white pear)
Lineage: Eukaryota; Viridiplantae; Streptophyta; Magnoliopsida; Rosales; Rosaceae
Product: thylakoid membrane protein TERC, chloroplastic-like
Exons: 14
Coding region: 187-1314 (375 amino acids)
Cellular component (GO): membrane
Source: RefSeq, a predicted model, not a curated record